Molecule: messenger RNA, 1428 nt
Organism: Prosopis cineraria
Lineage: Eukaryota; Viridiplantae; Streptophyta; Magnoliopsida; Fabales; Fabaceae
Product: probable E3 ubiquitin-protein ligase RHC1A
Exons: 3
Coding region: 236-1201 (321 amino acids)
Biological process (GO): protein ubiquitination
Cellular component (GO): cytoplasm
Molecular function (GO): ubiquitin protein ligase activity
Source: RefSeq, a predicted model, not a curated record
UUGCUGAUUGGGACGAACAGGUCUUCUUCUACACUCUUCUGCUUUCUCUCUCCCUUUCUUCCUUCGGGGCUUGGGAUUUCACGUCUCCAUGCCUCGAAUCUUAUUCUGUGUUUAGAUUUUUCGUCUUUCAUUUUCCUCCCCAAAUCCCUUGAUCAGGUGUGCAAAGUGAUUUUGCUCACUCUCAGAGUCUCAGCUGGAAUUAGGUGGUAGGAGAGAAGCUGGUGAAAGAGAGAGGAUGUCAAGUGGAGCAACGCACUGGUGUUAUGAGUGCAGACGGACAAUCAUACCUGAAGGAAGAGAUUUCACCUGCCCUUAUUGUGGUGGAGGCUUUGUGAUAGAACUUGAUGAGAUGCAAAGAUCGGGAAAUCUGGAAGAUUUUCAUGAAGUACCCGAUAUUAUUGGUGCUAUUCAUGCAGUUAUGGGGAGGGGAUACCCCGAAAGAAGAUUUCUUGAUUCAAUUGAUAGUCUCCUGGGGCAGAGAACGGCUGGACGAUACCCAAACUUUGAUGUUAGGGGGAGAUCUAUAUCUGCCAUGGGUCCUGAUCAGAGUUGGGGUUUUAUUAGUUCUGGUCCUUUCGUGAUACUUCAUGGUCAUGUUCCUGGAUUUACUUUGACUAAUGGCAUCCCUAGAGCUGGUCCUAGGCGUGUUGACGUUAGUGAUUACUUUAUGGGGUCUGGACUGGAAGAACUUAUUGAACAGCUGACCACAAAUGACCGGCAUGGUCCAGCCCCGGCCUCACGUUCUUCAAUUGAUGCAAUGCCUAUCGUAACAAUCACACCAGCCCAUCUUCGUUCUGAUUCUCACUGCCCAGUUUGUCAGGACAAAUUUGAACUUGGUUCUGAGGCUAGGGCAAUGCCAUGCAGUCAUAUUUAUCAUUCAGAUUGUAUUGUUCCUUGGUUGGUUCAACAUAACUCGUGCCCUGUUUGCCGUGUCGAGUUGCCACCUCAUGGGCAAGUUGGUCGUCAUGCCAGUCGUAACACAGGAGGAAGUAAUGCAGAAAGCACCAAUAAUGAUAGCCUUAGGGAGAGAGAGCAAAGCCAGCAGAACCAAGGAAGGAGAAAUCCGUUUUCAUUUUUGUGGCCAUUCCGUUCUUCUAGCUCUAACAGUAAUCAAUAUGCCGAGACAAGAGGUGGCAACUCUUCAAACAGUCGUGACCAGAAUAAUGGAACAAACUAUAGCCGAUGGCGCUUUGAUGAAUGAAGUUUCUUUUCCUGUCCUUUCUCGGUAUUAGUUACUGUCUAAUAAUGCUUUUGUAAAUUAAGUGGUAUGGGAAAAAAAAUUCUUGUUAAGAUUGUAAUUUCAAAAAUUUCAAACGUAUGCAAGCCAGAUGAUGGAUGGAAGCUUUUGAACAUCACUUUGUUCAUGUAUUGGUGCUUGGUGAGUUGAAUGAAUCUGCAGCUUUCACCUGCUAUCAUGCAAUUUGAUUA